Messenger RNA from Cuscuta epithymum, 833 nucleotides. The record is from the annotation of a GenBank genome assembly. NCBI's taxonomy places the organism in Eukaryota, Viridiplantae, Streptophyta, Magnoliopsida, Solanales, Convolvulaceae.
AUUGUGCAGCGUCUUCUGUCUACUAGGGUUUGGCAUCUCACUUCUAGCAAACCCCUACGGAGCAGCUCGUCGGAGGCGGAAGAAGAGGAAGAUGCCGGCUGGUCACGGAAUAAGGGCGAGGACACGGGACCUUUUCCAACGUGGUUUCAGGAAGCGCGGCCCCAUCGCGCUCUCCACACAUCUCCGGGUCCUCCGCGUCGGCGACUAUGUCGACAUCAAGGUCAACGGAUCUGUGCACAAGGGAAUGCCUCACAAGUUCUACCAUGGCCGCACCGGUCGCGUCUGGAACGUCACCAAGCGCGCAGUUGGUGUCGAAGUGAACAAGCAGGUUAGGAACAAGAUCCUGAAAAAGAGGCUUCAUGUCCGCAUAGAGCAUGUUCAAGCAUCCAGGUGUACUGAGGAGUUUAAGCAGAGGGUGAAAGAAAAUGAUCGGCUCAAGGCUGAGGCAAAGGCUAAAGGUGUGGUUAUCAGUACCAAAAGGCAGCCCAAAGGUCCUCAACCCGGAUUUAUGGUAGAAGGUGCUACCUUGGAGACUGUGACACCCAUUCCUUAUGAUGUUGUCAACGAUCUCAAGGGUGGUUACUAAGUAUUUGUAUUAUUUCUUGGCAAGGUGUUGUUUUUAUUUCACUUUUUAAGUAGCUUUACUCAUCAGAGAUUAUGUUAUGUUCUUGUCACUUGCUUAUCAUUUUGAAAUUUUGUGACCACAAUGUAAUGUGUGGGAGAACUUGUUUGCCAAGAGUUUUCUUCUAUGGUAAUUCAUGGAACUUGAUAAUAUUACUACUCACGCUUAUGAUGAUCUUUUUAAUUUUUAUUGUGCCUUCAUUUCUUGCUAA